Messenger RNA from Menidia menidia (Atlantic silverside), 3848 nucleotides. The record is from the annotation of a GenBank genome assembly. NCBI's taxonomy places the organism in Eukaryota, Metazoa, Chordata, Actinopteri, Atheriniformes, Atherinopsidae.
UAUUUUAAUCGAUUCUUUUUGGGUUUCUCUCCGUCCUGCAUGCUGCCCUCAUGCGUGACUGCGUACACUUCCUCUUUUUUAAGUAUUACUUGCACACUUGUCGCGCUGCAGCUUCAGUGUGGCCAGAGCCUGAGUAUGUGACACCUGACAGGGGGAGAACAUGACGCUGUGGGUGCACCAGAGUGUGUUUGCGGCAGCUCUGCUGAUGUGCGCUGUCACUAUUUCAGGCACAUCGGCUGAUGACCACACGGUGGUUUCUUCUCGGACGGCCGACCAACUGAGCACACCUAAUCCUCCCAACAUUUCAAUCUUUGUGGAACAUCCUUCGAAGCCAAAGCUGAUGCUGGUCAGAGUAAAUGAAGCAGGCAGAUCUCCUGAUUUUGAGUGCAGUUAUGAGGGCCUCCCCCCAAAGCCCACUCUGCUGUGGACUGGUAAUAAAAAGGGGGAGGACGCCGUAUCUAGUUCUGACUAUUAUGACAGAGGAGUGAUGUGUUGCGCUACCAACGCUGAAGGACACGAGUGCACCCAGCUGUAUGACUAUGAUUUAGAGUUGAAUUCAAAGAGCAGUGACGAGGUUUCCAAUAUGACUGUGAGCCCUGGUGAGUCUCUUCUGCUCCGCUGCAGAAUGGACUAUUCAGGUGAUCCUUUUUGGAAGAAAGAAGGCCAAAAAUUGGAGGAAAAGUCAUUUCCGUGUGGAAAUGAGAAGAUCCAGAUGUGCAUUAAAAAGGACUCUCAUUCUGAUAUCAGUAUGACUUACCUGUUCAUCCCAUCAGUUAACUUUAAUCACAGUGGAACAUACAGCUGCUCUCAGGAUAAUGAAAAAAAUAAGUCUGUUUAUAUUCAGGUUAAGGCUGAAAGUGUCCUCUCUGCCGUGCUGGAGGAUAAACAGAUCCUCACAGCUCAAAACGCACGCAGCUCCUGCUUGCAGGCAAAUGUGUCCUACCACCCUGUGCUGCAGCAGUGUUACUGGGAGGCUCCUGAUAAAAACCUGACUACAUGCACAAGAGAGAAAUGGGUAACAAAACACAGGACUGUGAAGUUUUGCGGUGCGCUCAAAUCCGGAGUUUAUAAGUUACACUUGGCUACAGGUGGAGGAGGAAAAGAAACGAAGAAUGUUACAGUUUGUGUUGUUGACACACCUGAACUAAACCCCAAGAUUCACGACGAUAACAUCACCUUUGAGACUGCCAGUCUUGUGCCAGCUAACUACACCUGGAUGUCUGGCACCUUGAUAAAUGACAGCUGUGAAAAUGAUUCAUCCUGGAAGGUGGUCUAUCGGGGCCAUCAACCCGGUUCUGCCAACUUCUGCAAUAGGACCAUCACAAGCUCAAUCAGUAGAGACCAGAUCGCUGGGCAGUGCUUAAAGUUUUGCCUGACAAAUUCAGCUGGGUCCUGGUGUCAGGCCAUCACCAUGACAGCGUCACCCGUUGCCCUUCACUUAAAAACUGUGGGGACCUCUGGUGAGACGUUACUGUUGAAAGUGGGAACUUUUCUUCUCAUUCUGGCUUUGGCGGUAGUCAUCUUGGUGCUCGUGUACUUUGUCAAAAAGAAGAAACCCCAGUAUCAGCCCCAGCUACAGAUGAUCCAGAUGGUUGGACCCAAUGACAACGAUUACAUCUACAUCAACUUCAAGGACUUUGAGUACGACAAAAAAUGGGAGUUCCCCAGAGAGAACUUGGAGCUGGGUAAAGAACUGGGCUCUGGAGCUUUUGGCAUGGUGCUCCAGGCGACUGCUUAUGGCAUCAACAAGUCUGGAGUCUCACAGCAAGUGGCUGUCAAGAUGCUCAAAGAAAAACACCAGUCAGUGGAGAAAGAAGCUCUCAUGUCUGAGCUGAAGAUGCUGACUCACAUCGGUCAUCACAACAACAUUGUUAACUUCCUCGGAGCAUGCACGGACUCUGGACCCAUCUACCUGAUUUUCCAAUACUGCUGUUAUGGAGAUCUCCUUAACUAUUUGAAAAAGAACAGCGACCGCUACAACAAGUCAGUGACGGAUGCAUUUACCAAGGACCGUUUCAGAAACAUUUACAAGAACCUGCACGUCAAGAAUGACAAUAGUGUUUUGGGUGAGCCAUCCUCAGCAGUGGACAACUACGUGCCAAUGCACAGCUCCACCACCAGGGGCCAGGAGAACAUCGCCCUCCUCACCCUCAGCGCCUGCGACGAUGAGGACCCGGAAAUGUAUGAGGACCAGGAGGAUCAGACUGAAGACCUGCAGGCCAUCACCUUUGACGACCUGCUCAGCUUUGCUCUCCAAGUGGCCAAAGGCAUGGACUUCCUCUCAUCCAAAAAUUGUAUCCACCGGGACCUGGCAGCUCGCAAUGUGUUAGUGACAAAUGGCCGGCUGGUGAAAAUUGGCGACUUUGGACUUGCUCGGGACAUCGACAAUGACUCCAACUAUGUUGUGAGAGGAAACGUGCGUUUACCGGUGAAGUGGAUGGCACCGGAGAGCAUCUUUCAGGGGAUGUACACCAUGAAGAGUGACGUCUGGGCUUACGGAAUUCUGCUCUGGGAGAUCUUCUCACUCGGUGUUACUCCGUACCCGGGCGUGAAGGUGGAUCACACGUUUUAUUCAAUGAUUGAGAGAGGAUUCAAGAUGGAGUGUCCGUACUACGCCGAUGAGUCUGUGUAUGAUAUGAUGUGCCAGUGUUGGGCCCUCGACCCCUGCCAUCGCCCGUCUUUCUCUAAGCUGGUGUCCUUCAUGUGCGACCAGCUCACAGACAGAGAGGAGAAGCUCUACUACAACAUGCACGACCAGACUUCCAGCGACUACCAGAAUGCAACAACCAUUCUGGACAUUUCAGCAUUGACCAAACAGAAUGACAACAAAGCGACGUCAGCCAAUAACUACUGUCGAGCCUACUCGACUGAGGAGAGCAAGGCGGGAGCGUCAAACUCUGUGGCUGUCGCAGUUGAAGAGGAUCUUCUGAAGCCAUCUCUUACAGAGUGAUCACCUAUUAUAUGCUAAAGUUCCAACUAUUAAAAAAAAAAGAUAUAUUGAAAAAUUCUCAACAGUCUAAUGAUAAUCCCAAUGAUGACUGUAAAUGCACUGCUUGUAUUCACUUUUAACUAUAUGUAGCAUUUAUCUAAUAUUACUUUUUUUUCUGUCCGUAUUAGUAUUCGGGACAAUGUUCCAUUAUGUCUGUGGGUUUGAACAGAAAAAUAGUCUUGAUUUUAAAUGGACGCCCAUCAGACACAAAGUUUGGAUCAACUGCCUAAUUGUGAAUAGGUCCUCCUUUUGUCACCAAAAAAGCUCUGAGCACUUAGAUAAAAGAGGGCAUAGAUAAAACAUCUGAGAGCUCCCAGAGGUAAAGAGGGAUGUUAGCAACAGAUGCCACUGGAAUUGGAGGUAGGUUAUAUUUCAUACUCUUUUCUGUGCUUUUGAGCCCUGCCUGGGGGGUUAUUAUGGACAGCCUCUGCUUAAGGGUUGUGAUGUCUAGGUUGGUGACAAGUGUCAAAGAGCAUCCAUGACAAUGCCUAAAUGCAGGAUUUCCAAACGAAAGUAGCAAGUAGAGCAGUUGUUUUAAGUUUGUGGCUGAUAUGUGUAUAUCAGCCCUUCCCUCAGUCGUAUCAAAAUAAUGUAGCCACUGACAGUAUUUCAAUUUUAUAUUUCAUCAUGCAUAUUUUACUGGUAUAGAAAUAUUGUUAGCAGGUAUAAAUGAAAGCGUCUUAUUCCCACAUUUUUAUGCUGUUUCUACAUAUUCAACCAUCUUAAAAAUCCUUGGUAUAUAUUUAUGCUGUAUUUUAUCAUUUGUAUACUUGCCAUGAAAUGCAUUUCAGUUAUUGAAGGAACAAGGGUGAUCACUGCUAAGUGUUUCCAAUGAGAAUAAAGAAUAAAGAACAGAUUA